Sardina pilchardus (European sardine) is the source of this 3856-nucleotide messenger RNA. RefSeq names its product calcium binding protein 39-like (gene cab39l). NCBI's taxonomy places the organism in Eukaryota, Metazoa, Chordata, Actinopteri, Clupeiformes, Clupeidae. Gene Ontology annotation, molecular function: protein serine/threonine kinase activator activity. The coding region runs from base 284 to 1288 and encodes 334 amino acids. Gene Ontology annotation, biological process: intracellular signal transduction. The transcript has 9 exons. The record is from RefSeq and is a predicted model, not a curated record.
GUCCCGUCCGUGUCGGCUGUGUUGCUACUGCUACAUGGGCGACGGAUUGACGCUUAAUUCGUCGUUAACUAGCUGGCAAGCUAGCAAGCUAGGUCUAAUUGUGAUCUUUUUUUGUUCGAGCAGUGAAAUGCAAGUACCGCCCUGUGUCAUGCUCUUCCCAUGUUAGCUAGCUCGCUAGCUCAGUCUUUUGUCCGCAUUGUUUGUGUUGCUUUGCGUGGAGUUGGGCGAACAGAGCAGAGGCCUUGUUAUAAACAGACUCCGAGGAGAGGACACUCCUGCCGACAUGCCGCUCUUUGGUAAGUCCCACAAGAGUCCCACGGACAUCGUGAAAACUCUGAAGGACAACCUGGGCAUCCUGGUGAAGCAGGACAAGAAGACAGACAAGGCGUCAGAAGAGGUGUCCAAAUGUCUGGUGGCCAUGAAGGAGAUCCUGUACGGCACCAACGACAAAGAGCCGCACACGGAGACGGUGGCCCAGCUGGCCCAAGAGCUGUACAACAGCGGCCUGCUCAUCUCGCUGGUGGAGAACCUGCAGGUCAUCGACUUUGAGGGCAAGAAGGACGUGUGCCAGAUCUUCAACAACAUCCUGCGGAGGCAGAUUGGCACUCGCAGCCCCACUGUAGAGUACUUCUGCUCCCACCAGGAGGUGCUGUUCAUCCUGCUCAAAGGGUACGAGACGCCUCAGGUGGCCCUGAACUGCGGGAUCAUGCUGCGGGAGUGCAUCCGCCACGAGCCGCUGGCCAAGGUCGUCCUCCUCUCCGAGCACUUCCACGACUUCUUCAACUACGUGGAGAUGUCCACGUUCGACAUCGCCUCCGACGCCUUCGCCACUUUCAAGGACCUGCUCACAAGGCACAAGGUGUUGGUGGCCGAAUUCCUAGAACAGAACUACGAUACUGUGUUUGCAGACUAUGAGAAGCUGCUUCACUCUGAGAACUAUGUGACCAAGAGGCAGUCACUAAAGCUGCUGGGAGAGCUGCUGUUGGACAGACACAACUUCUCAGUGAUGACGCGUUACAUCAGCAAACCGGAGAACCUGAAGCUGAUGAUGAACCUCCUCAGAGACAAGAGCCCCAACAUCCAGUUUGAGGCCUUCCAUGUGUUCAAGGUGUUUGUUGCCAACCCCAACAAGACGCAGCCCAUUGUAGAUAUCCUCUUAAAGAACCAGACGAAGCUCAUUGACUUCCUGAGUAACUUCCAGAAGGACCGCACAGACGACGAGCAGUUCAACGACGAGAAGACCUACUUGAUCAAACAGAUACGAGACCUGAAGAAGCCCGCCUCCUAAAGCUUAGCCUAGCAAUCACGUCAACCUCCACUUUUUACUGAGCAAAACAAAACAGACAAAUAUAUUAACAACAAUAAUAAUAAUAAUAAUAUUAAUAACUCUAUUUAAAAUCUUGAAAAAAAAAAAACAUUUGUCUUUUUUUCUUAGUUACUUAUCAAGCUUGCAAAAAGUCUAGUCCUCAAUCACAGAAGGUCUCAUAAUUCCUUUCAUGAGAGUGCAUCCUUUUCCUCCUUAGUUUCGUGCCACAAAUAGGAUGUUUUUGGAAAACUGUAGGGGGUGACUGGUUGAUUUUCCAGGUGGGGAGGGGGGGGGGGUUACAGUAUCCUGUUCCCAGGGGGAAGAGCCAAGGGGGCGGACCGUAAGAGGCCAUCCUGCUUACUGUGUCUGAGGUCAUCAUUAGCUCUGCUUUACGCCCACCAUGUGCUACUGGGCGCCCCAUCUCUCACCCGUAGCACUCCUGAAGCCUGAGCUCUCCCCAAAGGCCCAGCUCUGCAGACCCUCCUGAGCUCUCCCCAAAGGCCCAGCUCUGCAGACCCUCCUGAGCUCUCCCCAAAGGCCCAGCUCUGCAGACCCACCUGAGCUCUCCCCAAAGGCCCAGCUCUGCAGACCCACACAGGGCUGUCGUGUACAUUACAUUUGUAGAGGACCCAGAUAUUGUAGUUAGUGAACGUGUAGGAAAGGGAGGCUACCCUCCACACUUAUUUAUACAGCUUUGCUCUCUCUCUUUCUUUCUUUCUUUCUCACUCUCUCUCUCUCUCACUCUCUUUCUUUCUUUCUCUCUUCCUCUCUCUGUUUCUGUCUUGUCUGGCUUUUGAGUUUGAGAGCUCACUUUUCAUAAUUGCAUUCCUUCUCAUGAUGUCUUUGUAUUUUUUUUUUUUCUUUUCACGUGUCACAGUAUUUGAAAGCUGCAGGCCUUUUGAUAAAAGCUUGGGUUUGAUCAAACACCAAAGGAUCACUGGCUGUCCCCAAGAGUUGAGAGAAGUCCGCGGGCUUCAGGCGCGAGUCCAAAAACUAUUAACCGUAAACAGGAAGGCGAAAAUGUGAAAUCUGUAAUAACGUUUUAAUCAAGGUUUGUUUGAAAUAAUUCUUAAUCAGUAGGUUUGACUGAGGACUAGUGUUUUUAAUUUUUUGAUCAUUAGUUCUUGAAUACGAAAUGGGCAAUACUGCCAAUAUCUUGGUGUUUGUAGGAUUCAGUGCAACAUUUAUCGCUGUACAUUUUUAAAACUUUGUUUUGAAGUUCACUUUUUUUGUUAAACAGGGCUGUAUCACAUUAUAUUUUGUAUUUUUAUUAUUAUUGCCAUGGCUACCUGUUGGGUGUCCACCAGCUGCGUUUUUGUUGCCAUGGUCACUUGUCAGGGGUCCAUCUGCUGGCUUGUAUGCUCUUGAGGGCUGGUGCCAUGACAAGUGCACUAGAAAGAUCCGAAGCACUUCCGGAAGUUUCCUUCUUCUGUUGCAGUGAGCUGUGAGCGCAAGGGGGGUGUUUUCAUGGCAGGCGUUUCUCACCAGUAGCCGUUAGCGAGCUUGUUUUUCUUUGAUCUCAUCCCGAUGUACGUAGUGAAAGAUGAGACACAGCGUUAACUCAGAGGGUUGCUGAAAACACAUCAAAAGUUGAGGACACGGACGUUAAAACAGGUGCCUUUUGUUUUCGUGUGCUUCUUGUCCAGCUCAUUAUUUUGUAUUUAAAAAAAAAAAAAUCAAGGGGGAGCUUAAUUCUCAUUAUUUUAUUAUUUUAAAAUAUGGUCUGAUGGAACAUAUUUGUCUUAAUUAAGCAAUGAACCUCUUUAACUCGCUAUAUUUGAGUUCUACUGUUGAUGAAGUACUUCACUCUCUCUCGUGUAAUUGCUGCAGUUUUGUGAUUGAGCGCAGUGGAGUAGUACCUGAUUGACCCUGUAGGGUAGGAGUCGAGGAGCUGUCCAACUCCUCGCCACCAUGAUGAAAUUUGACUUGCCAAUUGGUAGGGAAGGGCUGUGGGGGUGUGGGGGUGCCGGGGGUUUUGUAUUACAGUGAACCAUACUAACAUGACCCAACACAAUUUGGAUUUGAGAAUAACUCUGAUGGUUGGUCUCUCAAUGAAGGAGUGGCGUAUGGUGGAUCUGUGGUGGUGGUGAUGAUGUGGAAACCCGUUCCACAGUGUUCUGAAACCAGCUUGUUUUAACAUGCAGCCACUGUUUUGAUUGCCAAAUAUUUACUUUGAUUAAAAAAAAAAAAACUAUUUUGUUGGCAAAAUACUGCUAUUGUAUUUACCAAGUUCUCACUUUCUUUGCAUAAUUUAUUGGCAUUCCACAGUCAGGAUGGUUCAGGUUCCUCAGUGUUGUACUGCUUGGUUUGAGAAGGCUGACGUCAGGCUCACACUACCAGAGUCUGAGCCAGGAACAAGUGGAUUUAUUUUUAUUUUUCUGACAAAAAAAAAAAAAGAAAAGUUCAACCAUGAGAACAAAAACCAAAAGUAAUCAGUUCAGAAUCUCCCAUAUCUAGAAUGGAUCAUCAUUUCAAGAUCACAUGGUUGCAUUUGUUUCCACUUUGAAAGAAAUUGUAAAACAUCACCAAUAAAGGAAAUCCAAUGCAUCA